This is a messenger RNA of Haemonchus placei, 1014 nucleotides long. NCBI's taxonomy places the organism in Eukaryota, Metazoa, Nematoda, Chromadorea, Rhabditida, Trichostrongylidae. The record is from the annotation of a GenBank genome assembly.
UCAAAAUGAAUACGCAAUGCUCAUAUUUUUUUCGGCUAUUUCUUCUUCUAAUAUACGAAUUCUCCUUUCAUGUUGUCUCAAGACGGCCUUCAUUUUCGCCAGAUCUGACAACAAUUCCUCCAUGUUCGUUGGUCCUGUGGUUCGAUUCCUCGAUCCAGGCCAACCGGGGUCCUCACCCCUUCGAUGUCCGUAAUUUGGUAGCAGAUAUGUCUCCAUACUGCUGACGCUCAUUCGUGGAGAAGGGCUGGGUUGAAUCGGAGCUGGCGGUGGAAUGUAGUCGUCAGGGUCGGCAGUGCGAGCCUGAUCUCUUUUGAUCCUCUCCAGUUCAGCGGCGGCUCGUCUUUGCCCCGCCGUCUGUGCACCACCUCCCAUAUCUCUGUCAGCACGAGAUCGAAGAUUCACCUGCUGCUUUGGUGUCUUCUGAGAUCUUUCUGGACUUCGUGGUCGCUCUUGGUACUGAUGUUGUGAGGGCGGCGAUGGACGCCGUUGCAUCUGGCUGGUGACCACGAUUCCCAUGUCGUCGUCGACCACCGGCGGUCGAUGUUGUUGUUGAAUUCGAGGCGAUGGUGGAGCAGAUCACUUGAGGUGAUGUCUGAUCCGAAUAGGACGACCUUUGUGAGGCAGUUUCAGCACUUGCGCAGUGGGGGCGAGUUGGUUGAGAAUGUUGGCUUUCUUGGCCACUUGGAUUUUGGGCUUAGCCUGAGCUGCCGCCGGGUUUACGGCCAUGAGAUUGGGUACUGCGUUCUUACCUAAACGCGAUGUUAAUAGUAGUGCUAGGACAGGGGACUACUGCACGACACUCUCAGCAACAUUCAGGUAGAAUCGAGGCAAAGUUGACCUAUCUAAUGACACAAAGUAGGAUAAGGCCUCACCAUCCAUGAAUUCUUCGGCAGUAAGCGCUGGAAUUGUUGAUCUUGUGUCCGGAUACAGAUCGUGCUGGAAGAGAUCGGAUUUCCUCGGAACGAAGAAUUGCAGUACGUCGACAACGCCUUUUGUGGUCAGUUUGUAGAUUCU